This is a messenger RNA of Drosophila melanogaster (fruit fly), 641 nucleotides long. RefSeq lists its product as uncharacterized. The record is from RefSeq and is marked reviewed. The coding region runs from base 107 to 523 and encodes 138 amino acids. The transcript has a single exon. Lineage: Eukaryota; Metazoa; Arthropoda; Insecta; Diptera; Drosophilidae.
ACAUCAUUCACAGCUCAAGCUGCCAAGCAGUCACAGCUUGUCCUGUCGCAGCCAGCAUUUUGAAGUCUAUACAAAAAAAAACAACAAAGGAGCUAUUCUAUCUGAAAUGGAAGCCCAACGUAACAACGCCAACCACCGACGCGGAGCUCGUCCGAGCGUGGGCUAUCUACUUUUUCAGUACCAGAGCGAGCUGACCCGCCGUCAUGCGGAACCCACGCGGCUGUCCCGCACCAAGAUUCACAUAAUCGAUGGACUGGUGUCCCGCACCAUCCGCCACAUGAAGCACUGCAGCAUGGAGGAUCUGAGGGCCUGCAAGAGGGAGCUCGUCUACAAGGAGCAGCUGCGCGAUCAGCUCAAGAACAUGCGACGCAAACGCUCCUCCUCCGUCAACAAAGUCGAUGCUAGUGCCAACACAUCCGCCCCCGUUGUGAGUGUCAAGGCGCCAUGCACUCCACCGAAACCUCGAUCCUCCACAGGAGAGUUCUCCAAGAUGGACAUCUUCGGACCGGAGAUCUUCGUUUAAGUUUAACUUAAUCUAUUGCAAUUUUAAAUUUACUAGUUUCCUUAAUUGUUGACGAUUAAAAAUCAUUGAACAUGAAGAUUUCUUAAGAAAAUUAUUCAAUAAAUAAAUAUAUAAAAGC